Epithele typhae is the source of this 1308-nucleotide messenger RNA. Its product is annotated as phosphatases II. NCBI's taxonomy places the organism in Eukaryota, Fungi, Basidiomycota, Agaricomycetes, Polyporales, Epitheliaceae. Bases 1 to 1308 code for a protein of 435 amino acids. Gene Ontology annotation, biological process: protein dephosphorylation. The transcript has a single exon. Gene Ontology annotation, molecular function: protein tyrosine phosphatase activity. The record is from RefSeq and is a predicted model, not a curated record.
AUGUCCGACGACUACGCAGGGAUCCCGACAUGGCUUGUCAACGCCCACAACGCUGAGCACCUCACCGACGUCAUCCGCACGCUCGGCAAACGCGAGGGGCUGCGCUCCGCCGCCCGCGCUGCCUCGCUCUAUCAGGCGAGCUCGCAGAAGAGACACACCAUCGCGCAGAUCGCGUCGGCGAUGAACACGAAGGCGGCCCGCACCGACCACUACUCGAUCUCGGCGGGCGCGGACACGGCGAACGCACGCUCCAACCGCUACGUGGACAUCCUCCCCUACGACCGCACGCGCGUCGUCGUCUGCCCCGGCGCGGUGGGCCACGCCUGCUCGAGCGACUGCGCCGACGGCCGCUACCUGAACGCGAACUGGGUCCGCGAGCGCACGGGCGGGAAGUGGUGGGUCGCGACGCAGGCCCCGCUCCCGCACACCGCGCACGCCUUCCUCAGCGUCUUCCUCGACGGUGUCUCUCCGCCCCCCUCCUCCUCUCCCUCUUCCUCGUCCCCCUCUCCCUCCGCUUCCACUUCCACGGGCGCAGACCCAACCCACACCCUCCGCGCGCGCGCACGCAUCCGCACCGUCGUGCAGCUCACCCCGAACAUCGAGCACGGCAAGCGCAAGGCGCACGUCUACUUCCCCCCGCUCCCCGGCCAGUCCUGGGUCGUCGAGCCCGACCCCGCCCCCGGCAUGCCCGGCGCAUCCGCGCCCCCGGCCGCGAACCGGCCGAUCUCGGUCACGCUCCUGCGCGCGCACGACGUCCCCGCCGCGCACGCCGCGCACAGCGCCGUCGCGGUCCAGGCGCUCGACCCCGCGUCGCGCGCGCCGGUCGGGCCCCGCGUCGUCUUCCAGCACCUGCUGUACGCGUCGUGGCCGGACCACGGCGUGCCCGCGCGCGAGGACCGCGAGGGGCUGCUCGCGUUCGCGCGCCUCGUGCACGACGUGAACCGCGACCUCGCCGCGCACGCCGAGCUGGAGGGCGGGCAGGGCGACGGAGGCGGGGGAGAUGAGCUGGACCCGGACCCGCCGAUGAUGGUGAACUGCUCCGCGGGUGUGGGUCGGACGGGGGCGUUCAUCGCGCUGUGCUCGCUGCUCCGCCACUGCGGCUUGCUGCCGCCGGUCGAGGGCGGGCCCCCGGGAGAGCUGCCGCCGUCGCCGCUGGGGGCGCUGCAGAGCGACUUGGUGGCGCAGGAGAUCGACGCGCUGCGGGAGCAGCGGCCGGGGAUGGUGCAGCGGGACGACCAGAUCCUGAUGGUGUACGAGACGCUGAUUUCGGCGUUGGUGGACGUGAAGGGGAAGGAGGGAGCGAAGUAG